Xyrichtys novacula (pearly razorfish) is the source of this 12430-nucleotide messenger RNA. Lineage: Eukaryota; Metazoa; Chordata; Actinopteri; Labriformes; Labridae. The record is from the annotation of a GenBank genome assembly.
AUGCCGUACACACCGUCUGGCUUUUUCUGUGACCGGCUGAUCCGGGAGCGAGAGAGGAGAGAUGGGGAAGGGUCUCUGAGUAAGCCUGUCCGCUUCAACACCCAGGACUUCAGCGUUCUGAGACAGGAGUGCCUUCAGAGUAAGAGUUUGUUCGAGGAUGAGUCUUUCCCCGCCACUGUGGAGUCUUUGGGCUUCAAGGAGCUCGGACACAAGUCCAACAAGGUCAAGAACAUCGUCUGGAAGAGGCCCAAGGUAGGAGGGGGAACGCUGGUGGCAAGGUUUGAUAGAGAGGGGAUGGAGCACACAUGAUGUGGGAGGUUGGACUGUGUUUUUUGAACAGCAAACCUGCAUGGAAAUCUAACUCCUGCUGUGGGAUUUUACCUGAGGAUGCAGAUGGGAUUAAGUACUGCCUAACAGUUCUUCACAGAUGGAUUGGAGUUACCGAAUGCCGUCGUUGGGCUGGUGAUUCCUGUUUUCUGGUUUAAUGGCUGCAAAAAUAAUGGAUAAUCAGUUAAAAAUUUCUUAAGGAACAACAAAUCACAAGCUUCAAAAAAUCACAAGACAAACAGCUGAUUAAAGUCCUUUUUGUUGUGAAGUUAACCCUUGUUGUUUACCACUGUCUACAGGAAAUCUCUGAGAACCCUCAGUUCAUUGUUGGAGGCGCAAGUAGGACAGACAUCUGCCAGGGAGAUCUGGGUAAAUCCUGCUUUAUUUGACACUUUUACUAUGAUGGAGUGUGUUUACAUGAUCACUGGACGCCCAGUUUUGAUCUGAGCUGGAUCUGAUGUCAACACCGAACGUGACAAAUCCACGUUUUCUGUCCUCUGUGUGUGUCAGGAGUCGUGUCCUGAUUUCCCACUAGAUGUUUGCUCAGAAGUUUGGCUCGAUUGUUUUUCUUUGUUCAGUAGUAUUUUGGUAUUUAUUUAUCACAGUCCUACAGGUGGAAUAUCUAGGUUUUUCCAAACCACAAUAAAAAAAGUUGUAAUUAAUGUACUGUAAAUGAAAAACAACACAAAGGGAGACAUCAGAGUAGUCAGCCUUUUGCUCUAAAACAAUGAACAUGGCUCCUAUGAGUUUGUUUCCAUUUCUUAAUGUUUUAUCUAUGUGAAGAACUUACAGGAUUUUGUCUGUUGUAAAAGCUCUGAGCGUAAAAAAGACAUGUCUACAAAACAGUUAACUUUGGACUUCUCGGCUGCUGCUCUUUUGUUAAACGAAACACCAUGUUGGCGAUAUCAUACAUGACAAAGCAGACUCACGGUACUCACUUUUAACUAAAUUGAGAUUCGAAGAGAAAGAAACUAGGGGAGCCCAAUAAUGGCGUCCACUCAGCUUGUACUCGUCUUCCCAGUUCCUAGCUGACCAAAAAAGGCGCCAUUUAGUGACGUCCUGACAACAUUAACGUUGUUCAAGGAACAGUACGAUCGUUACACUGUUUAAAAACCUGUAUAAAUACGCUUUAUUUAAAGUAUAACAUUAAACUCAAACAAAAUAAACACAACAUCCUCAUUUUGUACAUUUGUACCCCUAACAAACCGAACAUUUGUGCUCCCUAACCGCUCUUAUCGCUGUAAAAUUUCGUACGAUGUACCGGAAGUGGUUACCGACUUUUAUUCAACUUCAAAAUAAAAGCAUGAUAAGUUAUCGUUUUCCAAGGCAGAUGGCAGAGGUUGGUAACAUGUAAGCUAAUUGGAAUUAUUUGUAAGGUAAACAGCUCUAAUCAACCCUAAAAGUUCCUCUCAGCUAACAUUUUUUGUUUGUUUGUUUUGUCUCACAAAUGAUAAAUCUCGGUACAGUACAUUGGUUAGUAGCAGAGCAGGCAGAUGUCUUUUUAAGCAGUUAGGGAGCCCUCACAGAUGGAUUUUAUUGCAUAUUUUAUGUGUAAUAUUUAAAAAAGAUUGUUAACUAUUUACUGGAACAAUUUCAUUUUUCACAACCCUUUAGUCUGCCUCCGUUUAUAAAUCUACCAUCUGAAAUCUGAACCAUGCAGAUGGUAUUUUGAGUCUUAUCUGACUACUUAAGUGAAUUUCUUCAUACUGUUAUAAGAAUAUAUUCAGUUUUCUGUUAUUUUGAUGUUUACAUGACUACAAUACAUCAGUAACAAUCAAAACCAGGAUAAUAACACUCACAUGUACACACUUUUGGUCUCUAAUGGAUUUGAUACCCCUUUAAUUUGUCAUAAACAUGUGUCAGGAGUAUAUUUUGGACAAAAAACCACAUGUUUAUGUUGUGACAGAAGUAGGAAAUCCUAAACUGUCCUGUUAUUAUCGAUGAAACUCUCAAACUUAAGCAGAGACACAACAGGCAGAUCCACACACAUUGUAAGACGACAGUGUAAGGUGUGUGUACAUGCUAUAUGGAGCCCAACCUGGUUGAUAACAGGGGAGCAAACACCCCGCCGAUCCCCCACACACGGCCUCUCUCUGCCUGCAGCGGCCUCUCCAUAUUGUGCUUACUCUUUUGGAAGGGAAUCCAGCCAGCAGCACUUCUCAUUGUUGUUUUGUUCAGUUUGCGAAUAAAAGGGUGCAAAGGGGACAAAGGUCCUGGCAGACACGGUUAAAUGUUGCCUGUUGGAAAAAAUGAACAUUGUUUGCAGCUAACACACAGUGACACACACACCUGGAUGGUCUGGAAACAGGAAUGUCAGCACUCAGCCGGACCGUCUUCUCAUGUAAAAACACGAGACUUCUCAUGAGUUCCUGUCAGUCUGAGUUUUUGUUGUGAGUGAAAUCAAAUCUAUCUAGGGUCAGUUUCAUCAUCUUGGCAGCUGUUUUGAAGUCGUACCAAGGACAGUGACAGCUUUUGUCAACUUUUGAGCCUUUAUUUGAGAAGAUGAGUUGGUGGACAGGCUGUUUUAGGGUUGUAUGAGACCACUGAGUGACACAUCUUUAUGCAUUUUGAGCAGCAUUGGUUCACAUUUAAAGUGCAAAAGUGGAUUAAAUCCAACUGCACUGUCACUAUUUGUCAUUCAAAUGUCUCUGCAACAUUUAAAAACACUGAAAUUUGACUCUUUUUCAUUGUUCAGGUGACUGCUGGUUGCUGGCCGCCAUCGCCUGCCUCACCCUGAAUGAGAAGCUUCUGUAUCGAGUCGUUCCUCAGGAGCAAAGCUUCUCAGACGACUAUGCGGGAAUCUUCCACUUCCAGGUAAAUAAGAAGAACUUGGUUUCACCUUAUGUCGUCCAAAACAGCCUCCAAAGCAACAUAAGAAAUCAGCUUUAUUGGCUAUUUUAGAUAAAGAUAGAAAUGAAGAGUCAAAGUUGUCUUAUUAUGUUUUUACCACAUGUCCAAACGGAUUCUCAUUGUUGUUUCUGUCUCCAUCUGUCCUCCAGUUCUGGCGCUAUGGCGACUGGGUGGAUGUUGUCAUUGACGACCGCAUCCCAACUUUCAACAACCAGCUGGUGUUCACCAAGUCGGCUGAGAGGAACGAGUUCUGGAGCGCCCUGCUGGAGAAAGCCUACGCCAAGUGAGUGUUUCAGUCUUUGGUUGUAUCUUUUAGCGGCAGACAAGAAGCAGUUUUCUGAUUUAAAGGAGUAGUUCACAUUUUUUUGGGUCAAUAGCUCCUGUGUUAUUCAGGAGGGAUCCAGGUCAGUUUAGCCUGUUGUAGUCCAUGAACUGCUGCAGACGAGUCCAGUACUAAUAUAAAGAAAGUCUGACAGAAGUAUUAACAGCUCCAUAAAAACCUGGAAAAUAACUGUAUAUAUUCGCUCUCUUGUCCAGGUUGCACGGCUCCUAUGAGGCGCUUAAAGGUGGAAACACCACCGAGGCCAUGGAGGAUUUCACUGGAGGAGUCACUGAGUUCUACGAGAUGAAGGAAGCUCCAAAAGAGCUCUACAAGAUCAUGAAGAAAGCUCUGGAGAGAGGCUCCCUCAUGGGCUGCUCCAUCGACGUGAGUCUGUGAUUCACCUGUUUGUUGUACGCUCAGCUUUUCCUCUAAAUAUCAGCACAACUUGUGUUCUUGUUUCGUGUUUGCAGUCUCUGGUUCCUGCUCGCUUUGAGACUCGUACGGCGACGGGACUGGUGAAGGGUCACGCCUACUCAGUGACGGCGGUGGAGGAGGUGAAUCUGCUCACUGUGUGGGAUUAUUUUAGCUCUGUGAUCCUGCAGAGCCGUGUUUUCUUCUUCAUCUCUUCUGUACUUCUUGUGUCUUUAAAUAAAAUGUAAAAAUCUCUGAAUUUUGUUUCCCUCCAGUGUAAACCGUCUCAGCACAAGGAAUCCAAAGUCCGUCUGGUGCGUCUGAGGAACCCGUGGGGUCAGGUGGAGUGGAACGGCCCCUGGAGUGACAAGUCAGGCGUUUUAGACCAACUUUAAACCUUUUAUUUUUAUCUCUAAAUCCAAGUUAGACACCAUUCAGCUCACUUUUUGUUUAAACUUUUCUGUCAAACUUCAGCUCCAAGGAGUGGGCCACACUCUCCAAAUCUGAGAAGGAGAAGCUGCAGCAUCAGAGCGCCGAGGACGGAGAGUUCUGGUGGGUCAUGUGUUUUUAAAGUGUCAAAAAAGUGACUAUUUUGAGUGAUCUACUAUCGAGUGCAUCUGGACUUCUCAGUUCAGUUUGAUAUUUGACUGGAAAUCAGACAAAAAACUAUCAACCUAGUGACCUUCUGGUCUCUGCAGGAUGUCAUUCGAGGACUUUAAAAAGAACUACACAAAGAUCGAGAUCUGCAACCUCACCCCCGACGCCCUGGAGGACGAUAAGAUUCAUAAGUGGACGGUUUCUGUGAACGAGGGUCGCUGGGUGAGGGGCUGCUCCGCCGGGGGCUGCAGGAAUUACCCAGGUACACCUGACACCUGAAACAACCUGGGAGCUUUCCUGCAGAGAACUGUAACUUGGUUUUAUGAUGCAUAAGUAUAAAGAGGAUUCAAGUAUUUAUAUGACCCGUCUCCACUCUUAGAAUCAGGAUCCAUUAGAUCGGUUUAUCAUGUUCAGAUCUGCUUGUUUUCAUUGGUUUCCAUCACAGAUCUAGAUCAUAAAGACACAUUUACGUUGUGACACUUCCCUUUUGUCCUGCAGACACCUUCUGGACCAACCCUCAGUACCGCCUCCGUCUGCUGGAGGAGGAUGAUGAUCCCGAGGACAAUGAGGUGGGCUGCACCUUCGUGGUCGCUCUGAUGCAGAAGAACAGAAGGAAAGAGCGCAAGAUGGGAGCCAACCUCUUCACCAUCGGAUUCGCCAUCUAUGAGGUGAGACAUUUAUGUAAUUACUGUUGAUGAAAGGAUCUGAAGAGAUUAUUUUAUACCGUUGAGAAAUUUGAGUUGCACUUGUUCCUCGUUCAGUCCUGCAUCAAAGGACUGAAUCAAAUUGGUCUUUAAAUUAUUCAGGGUUCCUACACCAUUUGAAUUUCCGUACUUUCCCAUAUUCUAUUUUAGAAAACAAUAUGUUAGAACAAUACUUUAUUUUUCAUUUACCAUACUUUUUAAGACCUGGAAAUUGAUCAAAUUACUUCCAUACUUUUGAUACUUGCGUAGGAACCCUAAUUGUUAGAAACAGUAAAAAACUUGUAUCUUGGGCUCUCAAAUCCACGAACACGCCUUUAGAUAAAGAUUUUUAUCAUCUAAGAUUAAAAUACAUUAACCAUAAUUUGAUAUAAGACUUUAAAAACUUUAAAUUCCAAGUACCACAGACAAAAGUUUCUGCUUUUUUUUUGCUCUAAAGUUUCGUAGUUGGCAUUAUUCUUCGUCUGUCCUACCAUCUCCUCAGAUCUAACCAUGUUAUAAUUAACCACAUAAGUUCUACUUUUGAUGCUUAUAUAUUAUUAUUAUAAUCUGCAGCAGCAGCAGGUUUGAGACCCAAAGAGAGAUGUUCUUCUGUUUUUAAUUUGCAGCUUUAUGUUAAAUAAAGUCUAAUGCAGCCUCCGUUUGUCUCUCUGCAGGUGCCAAAGGAGGUAAGAAAACAUCAAAUUCUCCCCGAGUCGACUCCUUUAGAUCUAAAUUUUUCUUUAUUUCUUUAAUUUGAUCAUCUUUGCCUUUUUUCCCCACAGUUGUUCUGAUACACAUGUCCUACUUUCCCCUUCCAGAUGCAUGGAAACAAGCAGCACAUGCAGAAGGACUUUUUCCUCUUCAACUCCUCCAAAGCUCGCUGUAAGUCCUACAUCAACCUGCGCGAGGUGACCCAGCGCUUCCGCCUGACGCCCGGGGAGUACGUCAUCAUCCCCUCCACGUACGAGCCGCACCAGGAGGGCGAGUUCAUCCUGCGAGUCUUCUCUGAAAAGAGGAACACCUCAGAGUGAGUGGGUGAGGGCGGUCGGGGGGCCUGCAGGGGGCAGCCAUGUGGUUUCACUCAGGUUUUUGUAGAUGCUGUUUUGAGUCCAUGAUGUAGAUCUAAUAUCUCUUUGUGGGGUUUGGGGUAUCAUGUGCAUCUUUUCGGUGUGGGUCUGUGUGUGUUUGUGGAUGAGGGUGGGCUUGUUUUGUCGGGUUGUUUGGUGGGUGGGACAAAAACCAACAAGAACAAACAAUUUUAACGGCGAUUUGAUUUGUAGAAUUGGAAGAAAUCGGCCCCAGUUCGAAGCUGUUAUGGAAUCUUUUUUAGGACAAGCGACUUCAGAUUUGGGCAUGCACCGGUAAACUUUCAAAAUAUUCAAUACUGCAUGUUCAAGCCUCCUCCUACACCCACCCCCAGCUGCUGCCCUGGAGGACCAGACAGCAUUGAUGGACCGGGACCUGGCAGUGAAUCAGGCUGUGGGAUGGAUGUGACCACAAAGAUGGCCAAAACUAGCUCUAAGUUUUACUGAUUUUAUACCUAAAGGUUGUUGAAUAGCACAUAAAAACACGUUAAUUAACCUCAGCUUGAAUUUAAACUCAAGAAGAAGAAACUUCCCUCAACCAAGAACGCCCAAAAUAAGACAAACGAGGAGAGAAAGCUCAAACAGGUGGUACUAAACUAACCAGUUUUCCUCACAGCUUCAUCAGGGAUCACUCUAUCUUUAAAGCUGAUGUGAGUACAGGACUGUCACUGUAUAUAAAGAUGGAUGACACAUGCCCACCUGUUUCUAUUGCACAAAAGUGAAGCCAAAAUACUCCUGAGGAUGGGUGCUGACAGUUUCUGAACAUUAGAGAUCAUCUGAAAAUACAAAAGGUCUACUCAUAAAAUCACAUAGAUUGACAAAUGUGAGUCAGUCUGUAGUUUAACGGAUUCUUGUUUCGGUUUGAGGCGUGCUCUCAUGGUUAUGAGGACUCUUGGAUAACACAUUAACAGGAUUCCAAGACCUCAUUUUUCGUGAGCGUGGUCUAGACCUGCUCUUUUUUUCUUGGGGUAACGACUAUUGUGAUUUGGCGCUAUAUAAAUAACACUUGAUCGAUCGAUGGAUUUACAAAUCAUCAAAUAACCUUUGCAGAUCCUCUUUUAAUACUUUUAUUUUUGUCACCAUAAAUUGGCCGUGUUUUAAUAAUAAUGAAUAAAAUCCCAGUAUAGUGUGUAAGAAUGGAGGAAUAAAAUGAUUAAUCAAUAAUAUAAAACAGCUUGCAUUAAAUUUUUUCUUUUUUUGGACAAACAACCAAGUAAUCUGUUCAUCACAAGUGCAAAAAGUAUAAAUGACUGAAUAAAGAUGGCGGCAGAUUUAAUACCUGUGCGACCUGUAUUCUGGAUUUUAACUGUAAAAAAAAUUAGACCCCUCCAAACUGUGAAGACUUUGACGUAAAUCAUCAUAACAAGAACAAACUAAUUUAGAUAUUUUUAGAAUAUUUUGGGAUAUUUUAGAAUUUUAAUCCCAUAGUCGGACCCAUCUGUUAACAUGGAGGAAAUGUUUUGGCUUCAGUUUUGGGGAGCUGUCAUCCUGUUUGUCUUUAUAUACAGUCAUGUUUUGUUGUUUUGUUAAUCCGUAUAAAAUAAUAAUAAUAAUGUUUUUAAAUGAGUUACAGGAUCUGAUAUUCUGUGUGAUGAGGUUUACUGACUGUUGUAAAGAGAGAUAGAAGUGCAGAUGUGGUCCAGGUGGGAUGUUGUUGUCACCAUGGUGACUGCUGUUUGUUGGUCUUCACUCAGGGAGAUAGAGAACAGGAUCGAGGCCGAUCAUCCAGUGGUAAGUGUCAGUCUUGUUAUUAUUAAGCCGGACCUUCAAGAUAUUUACAACAAACUGUAGACUUGACUAAAACAUCACAACACGACUGUUACAUCUGAGUUUAACUCGAUUAUUUUCUCUCAGCCGGCACCGGCCUCGGCGGGGGAGGAGAGCGAGGAGGACCAGCAGUUCAGGACGAUUUUUCAAGAGAUAGCCGGUGAAGUGAGUACAAGACAGAAGAGUUAGAGUCACAGUUAAGAAGUACAGAUUUAGUUUAGAUUCUUGGGUUUCUACUUUUUAGUGUUUAAGUUCAUUUUUAUUUCUUCUUUUAGGAAAUGGAAAUCACAGCCAAUGAACUGAAAAAUGUUCUCAACAGAGUGAUCACCAAACGUGAGUUUAAAUCUAUCACUUUAACUCUAUUCCUGUCCUGUUCUCAUUGAGUCAAACCAAAGUUUACACAUUACUAAUGUCGCUGCAUGUUUACAAACGUGAAGUCUUGGAGGUUGAUUCUGACCCCUGCGUCUCUGCAGAUAAGGACCUGAACACAGAGGGCUUCAGCCUGGAGAGCUGCAGGAGCAUGAUUGCUCUGAUGGACGUAUCCUUUGUAUCGAGUGCAUCGGGCUGGCUGUGUUGUCUGUAGGAGGCACAACCUGCUGAGACCCAUGGUGGGGUCUGUGAUGGAUGCUCACAGGGCCGCGGCCUCAUUUCACCACAGUUCACUCCAGUAUCUGGUUUCCUCAGGAUGAGUUUGACCUCAGAGGAAGACGACUUCUUGUGAUAUUGACUUGUCUGAGUCAGCUUUUAUUUUGAAAUCUUAAUGAUUAGAGGAUUUGUUCUUAACUGUUUGGGUUCAGAUGGACGGGACAGGUAGACUCAAUCUUCAGGAGUUCAGACAUCUGUGGAAUAAAAUCAAACAGUGGCAGGUCUGUCUUCUUCUCUCAGCGUUCAGUCCCGAUCCAAAAUAGAUAAAAUUUGAUGUAAAACAUAAAUAAACAGAGAAUUUAAAGAUUUGAAAGUCAGUCAAACCUCAGAUUUAGUUUGUAUACUCUUUUCUUCGCUGCAUCGAACUCACGCCGUCUCUCUUUCAGGGAAUCUUUAUGCACUAUAACACCGACCAAUCCGGUACCAUCAACAGUUACGAGAUGAGGAACGCGGUCAACGAUGCAGGUGAUAACUUUGACAUAAGAUGUGAUUGUUUCUGUCAGUUCACCCAGUUUACAAAAACACACACAGGUCUUUAAAUGCUGAUAUUUCUGGAGUUUUAAAAGUUGAUGGAGGUAAACGGACAAAAUGCCAAAGAAACAAUACAAACUUUAUUGUUUUUGAAACUUCAGCGAAUCAAAAACUAUCUGGACCAGUCUGUGUCAACAUGAGGUUUUUGUAAAUUUGGUGAACUGAUCCUUUAAAAGUUACUCUUUUAUAAUGCUCAUAUAUUGAACAUUAAGUGUGAUAUAUAUCAUACCUGUAUAUUCCUAAACUCUGAUGUUUGUAGAUUUGCAGAAAUGUUUUUUUUUUUUUAAGUGUGUGCUGCUGAUGAACUGACGGCUUGAACUCAUCCUCUAAAUGUUCUUGUCACUGUACAGUCAUGUGUCUUGUGUCCCGCUCAGGCUUCCGUCUCAACAACCAGCUGUACGACAUCAUCACCAUGCGCUACGCUAACGAGAGCAUGAACAUUGACUUUGACAGUUUCAUCAGCUGUCUGGUUCGGCUUGAAGCCAUGUUCAGUAAGUCAGUGCCUCACACACACCGUCACUAAAGUAGGAUUUGAACUGGGCUGUGUUAGAUAUUGAUAUUUUAACUGUGCGACAGGGUACCAAUCCUAUCCUGAUAGAUUCUUAUAACUUCCUGGUAUGAUAAUCAACAGCUAUAGAGAUUUAUGGUCUUAUCAAGAAUAGACAUGUUAUACACAGACGCCUCAUAGACUGACAGUGCCUAUUGGAGGUCACGUAUCAGUGCGGCCGCCACUCAAAUUUGGAUUUUUUUAGUUCAGGUUAGUGUACUAAAGGGUUAAAAAUGAAGCCUUUUGGAAAUUAAUUCAACUUGGUACCUGACAUAUUCUGAAAAUACCCCCUUCAAGGAUUAAAAAAAAACAGGUGGCAUAAGAAAAGCCGGGCGGUCCUCGCAAGAACAGCACCCUCUGGUGACAGGCUGCAGUAUAGGUCAUAAAUCCCGCCUCCUCCAGCAAUCCCUAUGGAGCUGUGGACAAAAUUUAGAAAUUAUUUACACAGAACAUAAUUUUUUUUCCCCCCUUGUCGCGAUGUUGACAUGUAGUUACAGUAAGACUGUUUGUGCUCUAGUCCUCUUUUUUCUGUACAGCUCCAUUUUUAAAAGUUAUUAGGGGCUUCAAGUCCGUAUACUGGUGGAAGGCGAGACCAAGUUGUCCAUAGUAUAUACAGUCUAUGGCUCAGCUGUUGUACGAGCCAAGAGUGAGGAGACCCAUCCAAUAUGGUGCAACACUGGAUGACGCUUCAGCACGUAAUGAGGCAUCUAUGUAUCUUAUGUCUAUGUUAUCAAGUAUUUGGACGAAAAAUUAUGAUAAUCAUUUAGCGACAUUUUUAUUCCCCGUUAACCUCCUGGUACUGAUUUACAAAGAUUUAAGGACUUACCAAAGAUUUCAUGGACAUCAAAGUGUUUCCUAGAUAUUUUGAUUGUCAAUUUUUUUUUUUUUUUUUAUUUUAUGCAACAAAGAGAAAAUAAAGUUUUUAUUCCCAGUUUUUUUAGAAACAUUUUUGAGAUUACAGAGAAUUCAAAAAUUUCACCUCAGAGUAAAUCAGGGGAAAAUGUUUCUCUUUUUGUGGCACUUGAUAAACUUACUUUAUGAUGGUUUACAUGAGUUUAAACUAAAAAAACAAAACAAAGGAUAAUCCUGAAAAGUGUCGGACCUUGAAUCAUCAGUGCCACUUUAUCAGUUUAAACUCUACAUUUCAAAUGCACAGGGCUUAAAUUAGCAAUAAAAACAGACAUUUCAAUCUCUGUCACUAAAUCAAAGUUAUCUUAUUUGUCAAUGAAAUUAAAGUUUACUCACUCCUGCUGUCUCUGAGGUCUCCAUGCAGUGAUCAAAUCAAACACUCUCUCUCUCAAACACACACCUGUUCCUGAACCUGCUUAUUACCUCAGCCCGACCAUCCCCCACUUCACCUACAUUUAGGUGUCUGAGCUUGGCCUGAUGGGAGAGACAUAAACAAUGCCAAAAAUAGAUAUAAAGAGUAUCUUAAGAUUGCCCUGAGAGUGAAUGUAAAGACUUGAGUUGCUCUUCAUGGACAGUUUUGGAUGCAGUGUGAUGUGUUUUCUCUCUCUAGGGGCGUUCCAGGCCUUCGAUCAGGAUGGAGAUGGUACGAUCAGACUCAGUGUCCUGGAGGUAAGAGACGGCAGUAACUUACCGUACUCGCUGAUUAAAGAGGAAUCCAUUUCCUGGUGUCUAAGGGUCUGAUCUCCUCUCUGUCUGUCUGUCUGUCUGCAGUGGCUCCAGUUGACCAUGUACGCCUAAAAGGUCCCAUCUUCUCCCAGGUGAGCUCCUCUCCAUGCGAGGACCAGACCUACCAGCCUUUACCUCAAAUAUUCAGUGUGCCCGAUCGUCGUUCGCUCUCAUCCACCUCACCUCCAGACUUCCUAAACUCCUCUGCUCUCUCCCCUCAGAAAUGUUCAACUUCUCCAUUUUUAUCUCCCCAAACUUUCCUUCUUUCCUUCUUUCUUCACUUGUUUUUCCUUUUAUCAGUCUUUAUUUUUUGGUCAUUGGCCGUUUUUUUUAUUUUGAACACACUUGUGCGGUCUCAGGCAUCAAACACACAGAACCUCUUUUUCUGUCACAAUACCUCACAGAGCUCUGUUUACCACCUCCUCCUCCUCCUUGUGUUUUUUCUUCUGUAAACUCCACUGGGCAGUCAGGGUGUUCUUCCUGUUUUCUUCUGGGCUCUCUGGUGGACCCUGAAUAAACUCGUAAACCACUCCUUAAACCUGUUUCGAUUCUGAGCGUAAAGCUAACCCUUUAUGUUGGGAUUUCCAGGGCCUCCUGAGUUGAUAUCACUCUGACCAGAGAUGUUUUUCUGUGAAUUGAACAAACCUGCAGGAAUUUUUGUUUUCCUCAACAACAGUCACACUUUGCUCCACCACUGGCGUCUGUGCUCCAGUCUUUCGGACAAACUCAGGCUCCUUUUGUGCACCUCAGCUACAGAAACCCUCCUCCUCCUCCUCCUCCUCCUCCUCUACAGUCCAGUCGACCAGCCUUUCAGCUCUCUGAUGGAUGAGAUUCAAGAACAAGACUGUGGAGCUGAUGAGUUUUUAUUUAGCAGACGUUGGUGGAUUUGAAAAAAGAAUAUGGCUUCCAGGUUGGACUGCAGCUUUUUGUGGUUUUUUUAUUCUUACUAAGGCUUUGGUCAAAUGAGUGUACUGCAUUUUUAAACAUUUUAACCAAAUAAAUAACUGUGUAGCUGUUGGUGUGACUGUUG